This is a messenger RNA of Cygnus atratus (black swan), 1872 nucleotides long. RefSeq names its product SIL1 nucleotide exchange factor (gene SIL1). NCBI's taxonomy places the organism in Eukaryota, Metazoa, Chordata, Aves, Anseriformes, Anatidae. Bases 272 to 1759 code for a protein of 495 amino acids. The transcript has 13 exons. The record is from RefSeq and is a predicted model, not a curated record.
CGCACGCGCAGUGCGGAGCGGCUGGCCCACACUGAUAUUUUUCAGCCACCUCCAAGGUGUUUUGUGGUGGAAGCAUCCAGAAUACUGACCCAGAGACUUCUGACGUUCAAUUUGGUAUAGGAGUGCAGCUGACAGAGGCCAUGAAUGGAAAGGAUGAAUGAAUAGAAGCAGACUUGGACAGAGCUCCAAGGGUCCCUACGUGACGUUUUCUCCCUUUGCAACAGGGAAUCGCUGAAAGCUACCCCUGGAGUGCACGCGUGGGCUGGUGGCAAUGUCUCACCGGGCUGGUCGCUCCCCCACUGCUGCCAAGGUCAGCCUGCUGGUCUUGCUGGUUUCUGCGGUGUGCUCCCGGACAAGCCUAAGCGAGAGAGUUCCCGAAUUUGCCCUUACAAAAAUAGAAGAGAGCGACAUAAAAGAUGACAGCGGGAAAGAGCCAAUAGCAGACGAUGAUGCUGAUCCUGAGGACCUGGAAGUGUUUUACCCCACACAUCAAUGGCAAACUCUCCGUCCAGGUCAGGCCGUUCCUGCAGGGUCACACGUACGACUAAACUUGCAGACAGGAGACAGAGAAGCCCGGCUUCCAGACAGUGAAAAUGGAAAAAGUGACACGAGAGAAGAGAAAAGAAGAAGAAGGCUGGACAAGAUGGAUAUUGACUCAAAUUCGUUCACAUCCCAGGAGCUCAAAAAGGCAUUGGCUAAAAUGAAGGAAAGUGAGAAGGCGGAAAGAAUGGCCCACGAGGAAGAGGUGAGGAAGAAGUUCCGUCCCAUACAGCAGCUGAAGGAGGAGUUUGAAAAGCUGAACGUGAAGAUGGAGACAGAUUAUGAAAUCAUGGAUAAAUUAAUCAGCAAAUUCAACAGCUCUGCUUCCACACUGGAUGAAAAAGUAGCGGCGCUUUAUGAUCUCGAAUAUUAUGUACACCAGGUGGACAACGCGAAGGAUUUCCUCUCCAUGGGUGGACUCCAGCUCGUGAUCGAGGGCUUGAACAGCACGGAGCCUGUCCUGAAGGAACAUGCUGCCUUCGUCCUGGGAGCCGCGCUCUCCAGUAACCCCAAAGUCCAGGUAGAAGCGAUCGAGGGCGGGGCGCUGCAGAAGCUGCUGGUCAUUUUAGCCACGGAGCAACCCCAGGCUGUCAAGAAGAAGGCGCUCUUCGCCCUGUGCUCCAUGCUGAGGCACUUCCCCUACGCCCAGCAGCAGUUCCUCAAGCUGGGCGGCCUCCAGGUCCUGCGGGGCCUCUUCAGGCAGAAGGGGACGGAGGCGCUGCACGUCCGUGUGGUGACGCUGCUCUACGACCUCAUCGUGGAGAAGGUCCCCUCCCCAUGCCACCAGGAUCCCCAGGCACCGAGAGCUUUUUCCAGGGCCACCACUUCGUGGCCACCCCUGUGUUCCCACCGCAGGUCACCUUCCGAGAUGCUGCUCGAGGACUCGCAGCACGGCGACCAAACGGAAGAGAAAAUCCAGCAGUACCGGCAAGUCAAGCUGGUGCCGGCGCUGGUGGAGCAGGACUGGUGCGUGGUGGUCUCCAAGCUGCUGGCCCUGCCGGAGCACGACGCCCGGGAGAAGGUUCUCCAGCUGCUGGGCGUGCUGAUGGCCUUCUGUAGGGAGCGCUACCGCGGGGACCGGGCGCUCAGCGCCGCCCUCGGCCUCCUGCGCAGCGAGUACGAGGAGCUGGCGGCCGAGGAGCAGAGGGACGGUGACAAGGACGGCUACUUCAAGGAGCUCCUCGGCUCCGUCAACACCAUCAUCCAGGAGUUAGGAUGAAAAGCGCGGUAAUUUCAGUUGCAUUGCAGCUAAUUCAGGACAACGGCGUGGCAUUUGAUGGGCUCCUGUGUAAAGGCACUUCUGAAUAAACUGCUGGGCUAACCGAGACCCCA